Messenger RNA from Phymastichus coffea, 4332 nucleotides. RefSeq names its product ATP-citrate synthase (gene ATPCL). Gene Ontology annotation, biological process: acetyl-CoA biosynthetic process; citrate metabolic process; fatty acid biosynthetic process. Lineage: Eukaryota; Metazoa; Arthropoda; Insecta; Hymenoptera; Eulophidae. The transcript has 10 exons. Gene Ontology annotation, molecular function: ATP citrate synthase activity. The coding region runs from base 192 to 3458 and encodes 1088 amino acids. The record is from RefSeq and is a predicted model, not a curated record. Gene Ontology annotation, cellular component: cytosol.
ACGCGUAUCGCGACUUGUCGCAUCGAUCCGCGCGAGAGAAUAUCCAGCCAAUUAUUCUCGGCGAACAGCGAUCGACUCCGCGAGUGCAGGUGUGUCCUUGUGUGUUUGAGUAUCGAUUCGGCGUCGUCUCCGAAAAUAAGUGCUUCUAAGUGAUAAAGAUAAUCUAAGCAGUAACAGCAUCAGCAGCAACAAUGUCAGCAAAAGCAAUUCGUGAGGCGACCGGCAAGGAUUUGAUCAACCGCAAACUAGGAGCUGGUACAUCAGCAGCCAAAUGUCGCUUCGUUAGUAUCGACGAGUCGACCAAUUGGUCUCAUCUGGUAGCUGAAAAUCCAUGGCUCGCGAACGAACGUUUGGUUGUCAAACCCGAUCAGCUGAUCAAGAGACGCGGAAAGCUUGGACUUAUCAAGGUCAAUGCGAAUUUCAGCCAGUGCCAGCAAUGGGUGAACGAGCGUAUGAACAAGGACCAGCAAGUAGGCAAAGCCACUGGCAAGCUCAAGAAUUUCAUUAUCGAGCCGUUCUUGCCACACAAGCCUGAGGAAGAGGUCUACGUAUGCAUCUACUCGCACAGAAUAGCCGACACGAUUUUGUUCCAUCACGAGGGUGGCGUGGACAUCGGUGAUGUUGAUGCCAAAGCACUAAAACUCGAAGUAGCAGUCGGAUCGUCGAUUCCCGACGAAGCAACUAUCAACUCGAAACUGCUAACACACGUGUCAGCUGCUAAAAAACCCGUCGUCGCAAAGUUCAUCCAAACCUUGUAUAAGCUCUACGUCGAUCUCUACUUCACCUACUUGGAAAUCAAUCCAUUGGUGGUGACCGACGAUACAAUUUAUAUCCUCGAUCUCGCCGCAAAAUUGGACACUACUGCCGACUUUAUCUGUCGGCCGGAUUGGGGUGAAAUUGACUACCCACCUCCAUUCGGCAGGGAUGCCUAUCCUGAAGAAGCCUAUAUUGCGGAUUUGGAUUCUAAGUCCGGUGCAAGUUUAAAACUCACUAUCUUAAACCCCAAUGGAAGGAUUUGGACUAUGGUUGCUGGUGGAGGUGCAUCAGUCAUAUACUCAGACACAAUUUGCGAUUUGGGAGGUUCAUCCGAGUUGGCUAACUAUGGAGAAUAUUCGGGUGCUCCAAGUGAACAACAAACGUACGAGUACGCCAAAACAAUUCUUAGUCUUAUGACCAAAGAAAAACAUCCCGAAGGAAAGGUUCUCAUUGUGGGUGGCGGUAUCGCAAAUUUCACGAACGUGGCUGCCACGUUUAAGGGUAUCGUCAAAGCUCUGCAACAGUUCCAACCAAAACUAGUUGAGCACAAUAUAAAGAUUUUUGUAAGAAGGGCUGGGCCUAAUUACCAGGAAGGUUUGAGGAUUAUGCGCGAGGUCGGAAAACGUCUUCAGAUUCCCGUGCAUGUCUUCGGCCCAGAGACUCACAUGACAGCGAUAUGCGCAAUGGCUAUGGGCAAGAAACCCAUUCCCAAUCCUGAAGCUCAAGAAUUCUCUACGGCUAACUUUCUUCUCCCGUCCGGUCAAGACGUAGGUCCAUCGGCGCCAGAUUCUGGCUCGUCUACACCUUCCUCGCCGACGAAACAACCACGCAUUCAAAAAAGCGAUUCCGUCGACUCGACAUCAAUGAAACCAUUAUUCAGCGGCAAAACUAAAGCCAUUAUCUGGGGUAUGCAGACUCGGGCCGUUCAAAGUAUGCUCGACUUUGAUUUUGUUUGCCGUCGUAACGAACCGUCUGUUGCUGCCUGUGUGUAUCCCUUCACUGGUGAUCACAAACAAAAAUUUUAUUGGGGUCACAAGGAAGUGCUGAUUCCUUCCUACAAAAACAUGAAAGACGCGAUGACAAAGCACUCAGACGCAGACGUGAUGAUUACGUUCGCAUCUCUUCGUUCGGCCUACGACAGUGCAGUGGAAGCCAUGCAGUUCCCUCAAGUCAAGACCAUCGCAAUUAUUGCCGAAGGUAUUCCCGAGAAUAUGACAAGAAAACUGAUUUUAAAGGCUCAUGAGAAGAAAAUUACUAUCAUUGGACCGGCUACCGUUGGUGGAGUCAAACCUGGCUGUUUCAAAAUUGGUAAUACAGGUGGUAUGAUGGAUAACAUUCUGCACAGCAAGCUCUACAGGCCUGGCAGUGUAGCUUAUGUAUCUCGAUCGGGUGGCAUGUCCAAUGAACUUAACAAUAUUGUUUCUAAAGCUUCAAACGGAGUUUUUGAAGGAGUAGCCAUUGGCGGUGACCGUUAUCCAGGAACGACAUUCAUGGAUCAUAUCAUGCGUUACCAGAAAGAUCCUGAAGCUAAGCUGAUAAUUUUAUUAGGUGAAGUAGGCGGUGUCGAAGAAUACGAAGUAUGCGAAGCUCUCAAGUCCAAGCGUAUAACGAAGCCUUUGGUUGCGUGGUGCAUUGGUACUUGUGCAAGUAUGUUCAACUCCGAAGUGCAGUUUGGACAUGCAGGUUCAAUCGCCCACUCAAACCUCGAGACAGCAAUUGCAAAGAACGCAGCACUCAAAGCUGCCGGAGCUUAUGUUCCUGACAGUUUCGAUACCCUCGGAGAUCUCAUUCAGACAGUCUACGAUCAGCUCGUCUGGGAUGGUGCCAUUGUACCAGAACCUGAAGUGCCGCCACCAACUGUUCCAAUGGACUACAGCUGGGCUAGAGAAUUAGGACUUAUCCGCAAACCGGCUUCAUUCAUGACUUCUAUUUGCGACGAGCGUGGCCAAGAACUUUUGUAUGCUGGUAUGCCGGUAACAGAAGUACUAAAGCAAAACGUUGGUAUUGGUGGCGUCGUAUCGCUACUUUGGUUCCAACGAUGCUUGCCUCCAAUCUACUGCAAGUUCCUAGAGAUGUCCUUGAUGCUGACUGCCGAUCAUGGACCAGCUGUAUCUGGAGCUCACAAUACGAUUGUUUGCGCCAGAGCUGGAAAGGACCUCAUCAGUUCUCUUGUUUCUGGAUUGUUAACUAUUGGUGAUCGUUUUGGUGGUGCUCUGGAUGGCGCUGCGAAGAUGUUUUCGGAAGCCUACGAUGCUGGUCUUCAUCCUCAGGAAUUUGUCAAUAACACUCGUAAGAAGGGUUUGUUGAUCAUGGGUAUUGGUCACAGGGUCAAGUCGAUCAAUAAUCCAGACAUGCGAGUCAAACUCAUCAAGGAAUACGUUUUGGAAAACUUUGAGAAGAAACCGUUGGUCGAGUACGCUCUUGAGGUUGAGAAGAUAACCACUACGAAAAAACCAAACCUGAUUUUAAACGUCGAUGGUGUUAUCGCUUGCGCUUUUGUUGACAUGCUUAGAAAUAGUGGAAGUUUCACGAGGGAAGAAGCUCAAGAAUACAUUGAAAUUGGAGCGAUCAACAGUCUUUUCGUUCUUGGUAGAAGUAUAGGAUUUAUUGGUCAUUACAUGGACCAAAGAAGGUUAAAACAGGGACUUUACCGCCAUCCUUGGGAUGACAUCUCUUACGUGCUACCAGAACAGUACAACUGAAGAGUUUCCCAUAAUUAUCUACGUCCAUCGUAUAAAUGUUAAUCGAUCAGAAAUGAAUCUACGUCAAUGAUAUUAAAAAUAAUGAAAAAAUUACGUGUAAUUGACGAGAAUUCCGAAAAAAAAUAUAUCCGUACAACAUGAGUAGGACUCACUUAGGUAGCGAUGUUCUAAUCAAUGAAUUGGAUCAACGCUUCUGUUAUCAGCAUUGAUCCAACAACAGCACUGGCACAUUUUGCACCGUCGAAAGUCCGUUAAUUGCCUUAAACAAACGAGAAACAAAUUUAUGUUUUUAGAAGUUUUAGUCGCUGUGCGACAAUUACAUUUAAGAAAUGAAAUGUGAAUGGAAAAGAACAUAUUGGUUUUAGCAUUCCAGAUUCUGCAUUUGUUUUUAAAGACACGAAUGUACGAUAUACUUGUAUUACUCGAAUUUUUGUAUAUAUAUAUAGACGUCGGCUCACCUAAGAAAAACAGCACAAAUGCGAAUUUUUUUUAGUUCGCAUUACAUGAAACUUAAACAUCUAUGUACCCUAUGGGAGACGCGAAUUGUUUUACUUUUUUUAAGCUUCGGUUAGGUUCGCAUGUUUAACGAGUGAAGUAGUUAAAAAAACUGCACAAUAAAAGUGAACUAUUCUACUAAGAAAUAAGAAUUUAGUAUACAUAUUCAAUAUACAUGUAUAAUAUUUAUGUAUGUACGUAUUAUUAUUUAAGAAUUUAUUUAGCGUCUUUUAAUUAUUUUAUUUGCACUAAAAAAAUAUCUGGUUAAUAAAUGUAGAAAAAAACAAGAAACUAAAUUGGUUAUUAAUCAUGUUAUCUAUAAUUCUUAUAAUUAUGUAUGGAUAGAAUGAAAAAAAUAUGAAAUAAAAACAAUAGCUAA